UGAUUGAAAUUAUAGCCAGAAUUAUGUGGAGGUUAAAAUAUUGAAUUAUUGUAAAAAAAAUGAUAUAUGGCUAAUACUUAAUAAUAAAUGUAAAUUAAAUGAACAAUUAUUAACGUGCUUAAAAUUCGAGCGUGUUGCAUCAUCGCAAGAAUUAGUAAUUACGACUAUUGCAGUUACAAAGAAGACAACCAAAUUACUCACCGAUACAGUUUGUAGUUAUUUACAUACUAAAAUAAAUACAAUACCAUAUCCAUUAUCUUAUUAAUACUCAAUAGACUUGUUGUAAGACGUACAAUAAUUUGUAUCAAGAUGAUGCGCUAUGAUGAAGGUGAACUCACAGACCAUAGGCCGUGUGCAGGCAUUAGAGCGGAUCUCAAAAUGUGUUUGUUGGAAUCAGACUGUUGUAAAAUAGAAAGAAAGUUGCCCAAAGACUGCUUGAAAGAAAAAAAAUGUCCACCAGAAUGUUUGGCAUUACAAAAUACAUUUUUUGAAUGCAAGAGAUCACUUUUGGACAACAGACAGCGAUUCAGAGGAAGAAAAGGCUACUAACAAUGUAUAUGAUAUAUAAAUUUCAAGAGGUGAAGACUUUCUCUGAUAUUUAUAUAUAUUGUAGUUAUUUUCAUUUCAGUUGUUAAAAAUAAAGUUAUUCAAAAUUA
This is a messenger RNA of Rhopalosiphum maidis (corn leaf aphid), 656 nucleotides long. RefSeq names its product cytochrome c oxidase assembly factor 5. The record is from RefSeq and is a predicted model, not a curated record. Bases 310 to 549 code for a protein of 79 amino acids. NCBI's taxonomy places the organism in Eukaryota, Metazoa, Arthropoda, Insecta, Hemiptera, Aphididae. Gene Ontology annotation, biological process: mitochondrial respiratory chain complex IV assembly. Gene Ontology annotation, cellular component: mitochondrion. The transcript has 3 exons.